Molecule: messenger RNA, 1278 nt
Organism: Saccharomyces eubayanus
Lineage: Eukaryota; Fungi; Ascomycota; Saccharomycetes; Saccharomycetales; Saccharomycetaceae
Gene: KTR2
Product: mannosyltransferase KTR2
Exons: 1
Coding region: 1-1278 (425 amino acids)
Biological process (GO): cell wall mannoprotein biosynthetic process; protein N-linked glycosylation
Cellular component (GO): membrane; Golgi apparatus
Molecular function (GO): alpha-1,2-mannosyltransferase activity
Source: RefSeq, a predicted model, not a curated record
AUGCAAAUUUACAAGGUAUUUCUCACACAGUCUAAUAAACUAUUUUUGGGGUGUCUUCUACUCUGCUUUGUAGCUCAGACAUGUUGGCUUGUGCUUGUGUAUCAUCAACGUCAGCUAGGGUUGGAUUCAUAUUUUCGAGAAAGAUCACGAGAAGCCUCUUCGAGAUAUGACUCUUCGAGAAAAAGGUCAUUGAAUCGGAUGUUAAAGCUAUCCAGCAACACGUAUAGUGAUAGGUUACUGGACGAGCCUGUGGUAAAGACAUCACAGAGAGAAAAUGCCACAUUACUUAUGCUUGUACGUAAUUGGGAAUUACCGGGAGCACUGCAUUCUAUGAGAUCGCUCGAAGACCGCUUCAAUAAAGACUUCCACUACGACUGGACUUUUCUUAACGAUGUUCCAUUUGAUCCAGAGUUUAUUGAGGCCACCACUGCCAUGGCGAGUGGUAAGACACAGUACGCAUUGAUUCCAGCGGAGGACUGGAAUCGGCCUUCUUGGAUUAACGAGACUUUGUUCGAAGAGGCUUUACAAUUAAUGGAGGAGAAGAAUAUCUUGUAUGGUGGGUCCAAGUCAUAUAGAAACAUGUGCCGAUUCAACUCCGGCUUUUUCUUUAGACAGAAAAUACUGAACCAGUACGAUUAUUAUUUCAGAGUGGAGCCAGAUGUAGACUAUUUUUGUGAUUUCCCUUACGAUCCAUUUAAGGUGAUGAGGCUGAAUAAUAAGAAAUAUGGCUUUGCUAUUACUAUGUAUGAAUACGAAGAUACAAUUCCGAGUUUAUGGGACGCUGUCGAAGAGUAUUUAGAGGACACGGAGUAUCGAGACGUAGACAUUGAAAGUAAUGCCUUUGGUUUUGUCUCCAAUUUCGAUUUUUUCGGCAAAUCAUUUGCUGUAAUGGACAGUAGUAGCGAUUACAAUCUAUGCCAUUUUUGGACUAACUUUGAGAUCGGUGAUUUGAACUUUUUCAGAAGUGAGAGAUAUAUCAAAUUUUUCGAGCAUUUAGAUUCUAAAGGUGGCUUCUACUACGAAAGAUGGGGGGACGCACCAGUGCAUUCGAUUGCCGUGUCACUCUUAUUAAAGAAAGAUGAGAUUAUUCAUUUUGAUGAAUUGGGAUACAAACAUAUGCCUUUUGGUACAUGCCCGUCUGCAUACUACAUGAAACUCCAAGAAAGAUGCCUCUGUGAUAGCAAUCAUCCUGACAACAUCGACCUCAACGUCAUUAGCUGUUUGAGAAGGUGGUGGAAGGAUGGAAGUGGUAAAUACUUCCUCAAGCAUGAUUCAUAG